UAUGCCACAAUGAGCACUUUCUUAGAUUAUUCGGUCAUGAGCAGUGAGGGGGGGUCGUGUUCCGUCAGAGCUUUCCACCCGGAUCACGGGAUUACAACUUUCCAGUCGUGCGCCGUGACGGUGAACAACUGCGGCGCGGAUGAGCGCUUCAUGGCGAGCAGGGCGUCCCCGGACGACGACCAUCAGCACCACCACCACCAGCAGCAGCAGCAGCCGGGGUCGUACCAUCCCGCCACGGGGAAUCUGGGCGUCGCGUAUGGCGCACACCCGGCCUGCGGCUCCGGCUACGGCGCGCAAAGUUUCUGCGCCUCCUACAACCAUUACGCGCUGAACCAGGAAGUAGACGCCGCCGCGGGGUUCCCACCGUGCGGCCCGCUCGUGUACUCGGGUAACCUUUCCACCUCGGUGGUGGCGCAGCAUCGCCAAGGUUACAGUGCCGCCCCUCUGGGGCAACUGCAGUACGGCCACCCUGCCUACGGAGGCGGCCACGAGCAAGCCACCCCCUUCCCGGGGUGCUCGAACCCUCUGUCCCCGCUGCAUGCCGCCCACUUGGAGGGAUGCUGCUCCCCCCUGUCCGAGGGAGCCUCCAACGCUCAGACCUUCGACUGGAUGAAAGUCAAGAGAAAUCCCCCCAAAACAGGGAGGUCAGGUGAGUUCGUCUACGGAAGUCAGGCCAACACAGUGCGCACCAACUUCACCACCAAGCAACUGACGGAGCUGGAGAAAGAAUUCCACUUUAACAAAUACCUGACCCGGGCGAGGCGGGUGGAGAUCGCCGCCACGCUUCAGCUGAAUGAGACUCAGGUGAAAAUCUGGUUCCAGAACCGCAGGAUGAAGCAGAAGAAGCGGGAGAAAGAAGGAUUGCUCCCGGUCAAGGCUGCGCCCUCUGACCCCGAAGAGCGCCUUCAAGAGAAAAUGGACGACGUGUCGUCAGAGAAGUCGCUUUCUGCUCCUUCGACCCCCUCCCCUCCUUCCUCGUCGGGGUCCUCCACUGGGGCCGACCCUUACUGCUCCAAUUAA
This is a messenger RNA of Syngnathoides biaculeatus (alligator pipefish), 1020 nucleotides long. It is a transcript of the gene hoxa1a, whose product is annotated as homeobox A1a. Lineage: Eukaryota; Metazoa; Chordata; Actinopteri; Syngnathiformes; Syngnathidae. The transcript has 2 exons. The record is from RefSeq and is a predicted model, not a curated record. Gene Ontology annotation, cellular component: nucleus. The coding region runs from base 10 to 1020 and encodes 336 amino acids. Gene Ontology annotation, biological process: regulation of transcription by RNA polymerase II. Gene Ontology annotation, molecular function: RNA polymerase II cis-regulatory region sequence-specific DNA binding; DNA-binding transcription factor activity, RNA polymerase II-specific.